This is a messenger RNA of Rhineura floridana, 3186 nucleotides long. It is a transcript of the gene MVD, whose product is annotated as mevalonate diphosphate decarboxylase. Bases 292 to 1518 code for a protein of 408 amino acids. The record is from RefSeq and is a predicted model, not a curated record. The transcript has 11 exons. Lineage: Eukaryota; Metazoa; Chordata; Lepidosauria; Squamata; Rhineuridae. Gene Ontology annotation, biological process: isopentenyl diphosphate biosynthetic process, mevalonate pathway; isoprenoid biosynthetic process. Gene Ontology annotation, molecular function: ATP binding; diphosphomevalonate decarboxylase activity. Gene Ontology annotation, cellular component: cytosol.
GCGCUCUAAUUGGCUGGGAGUUGCAACAGGAGGAGGCGAGGCUGGCGCUGAUUGGGCAGAGCUGCAGCAGCUGGGGCUUUCCUAACCAAUCCCAGGGGAGGCAGCUGUGCAGGACGUGGUGCCUUUUUUUGCAAGAACUCCUGGGAGUGUUGGAAGGAGAUUUGCAAUCCUGGCUCCGAGUGGAUCAGCCUGUUUCCCCCUCCACGCAACCAUAGAUCUGGGAUUGUGCAGAUCUGAGCUUUGUCUGUCUCCUCCUCGACUUUUGCAGCGCCCACCUUCCUUUCUGUCACCAUGGCCGAAGAUAAACCCUUGACGGUCGUGACCUGCACAGCCCCUGUCAACAUCGCGGUGGUCAAAUACUGGGGAAAGCGUGAUGAAGAGUUGAUCUUGCCUAUUAAUUCUUCCCUCAGUGUCACGCUGCACCAAGAUCAGCUCAAAACCACCACCACAGCCACCAUCAGCCGGGACUUUACAGAGGACCGCCUCUGGCUCAAUGGGAAAGAGGAUGAUAUUGGACACCCACGGCUCCAGUCCUGCCUGCGAGAGAUACGCCGUCUGGCUAGGAAGCGCCGUAGCGGUGGUGAAAACGGUGGCGACAGCAGCAGCAGCGACCCCCUUGCCCUCAGCCUUGCCUACAAGGUCCACAUUGCCUCGGAAAACAACUUCCCCACAGCAGCUGGGCUAGCCUCUUCUGCAGCUGGUUACGCCUGUCUAGUCUACACGCUGGCCAAGCUAUACGGCCUGGAAGGUGACCUCUCUGAAGUGGCUCGGCAAGGCUCCGGAAGCGCCUGCCGGAGUAUGUUUGGGGGCUUUGUGCAGUGGAUCAUGGGAGAAAGCUCCGAUGGCAAGGACAGCGUUGCCCAGCAGGUGGUGCCAGAGACACACUGGCCCGAGUUGAGGAUCUUGAUCCUGGUGGUGAGUGCGGAGAAGAAACACGUGAGCAGCACUGCUGGGAUGCAAACCAGCGUGAAGACCAGCCCCCUGCUGAAGCACCGUGCCAAGGCUGUGGUCCCGGAGCGCAUGGCCCAAAUGAUCCAGCACAUUCAGUGCCGUGACUUUGAGGCCUUUGGUGAGCUCACCAUGAAAGACAGCAACCAGUUCCAUGCUACCUGCCUGGACACUUUCCCACCCAUCUUCUACCUCAAUGACAUCUCCAAGCAAGUGGUCGCCUUGGUGCACCGCUUCAAUACCCACUACGGCAAGACCAAGGUGGCGUAUACCUUUGAUGCUGGCCCAAAUGCAGUUCUCUUCAUGCUGGACGACACGGUGGAUGAGUUUGUGGAAGUGGUGAAGCGCAGCUUCCCUCCAGGGAAUAACGGCGGCCAGUUCCUGAAAGGAUUGCCAGUGGAUGCAGCAAGGACCUCUGAGGAACUGCUGUCCGCUGUGGUGAGGGAUCCCACACCAGGGGCAAUCUGCUACUUGCUACACACCAAGCCAGGGCCGGGGCCAAUGCUAGUGGAAGAUGCAAGCUGUCAUCUCCUGGGAACAGACGGGCUGCCCCGCAGCAGUUGCAGCUGAGCAGGGCAGGGUCCCCUUUCUAGGGCUGCCCCAGGGCCAAGUGACUGAGUGGUGGAGAGCCUUGGAAAGAUCUGACCAGGAAGCAUUGCCCAAAGUCUGGUGGCAUUUGUGAACUGGGAGGAAUGGGAAUUAUGAAACUGGUGAAUACUUGACAGUUAUUUGCAUAGGGUGCUUCCUUUUAACCGUUAUUUUAAUUGGUGGCGGCGCAUGUAUUACUAUUUCAGGGGCUCCUAUGAGCCAACAUUUCCACAGAAGGGGCAGCACAAGCUUCCUACCACCACCACCCCCGGCCUGGCCCCCAUACACUUUUCUGAUCUCUUGGGGCUGGAGUCUCUUUGCAGUAGUCCAGGGCCAGGCAGAAUGUAGAUUGUCAUAGCCCACUGGCCGGUUCCUUUGGCACUCCCUUGUGCCUCUUGGCUUCUGGGGUUCUUGCUGAGAAUGUUACUCUUAUGUAGACCUCAGUCUCUGAUCUAGCACGGCACCUUCUGAUCUUAAGACACAGCAUGAACAUUUUACAAAGAGGAGUGAUGGCUUCGCACAGGAGUGGGCCAGGGGUGAUAGGAGAUGUAGUUCAGCAACAUCUAGAGGGCCACAGCUUGCCCACUCCUGUCUUAACCGCAAAGAUGUCUUGAGGAAUCGAUUACAUUAUAAAUAUAAUGCACAGCUAUGGGCUGUAAAUUCUGGCACAAGUUAAGCCCUCCUGUCACUAGUCUGUUCCAUCAUAGCUAAAAUUACUGAGGCCAGGGGUUGCCAAGAUGGUUCCUGUAGGCAGGAUGGGGCCCUUCAGCGCUCUCUCUCUCUCUCUCUCUCUCUCUCUCUCUCUCUCUCUCUCUCUCUCUCUCACACACACACACACACACACACACACACACACACACACACACACUCACUCACUCACUCACUCACUCACUCACUCACUCACUCACUCACUCACUCACUCACUCACUCACUCACUCACUCACUCACUCACUCACUCACUCACUCACUCACACACUCACACACUCACUCACACACUCACACACUCACUCACACACUCACACACUCACACAACACACACACACAGAGCCCUCAAUUGCUACCCUCUUGGUCAUAAGGUGAGGGGGUGGAUUUCUUUUUCCUCCCUUGAAAAGUAUAUGGAGCUGAAGGAGGAAGUUGCAAGAGUGAUGCUGUCCCUCAUUUCCUGUUUCAGCUCUAUGUGCUUCUCUGGGCUCGGAUUAGUUCUGCUGGAGCUGACCUUUACCCACUUGGGAAAGCCGUGUGUGCCUGCAUAUGCUCUUUCUGUCGGGUGGAGUGGGGUAGAGAAGUGGCCAGAAGGGGGGGGGCACCUAAAGCACUUGCUCAAAAAUCUAGCUGUGCCCACAGGCCUAAAAGGGGUUGACAAGCCCUGCCGUAGGCUGCCUGUUAUACCUGAUCUAGAAAUAUGGGAGCUUUUUUUUAAAAAAACCACAAUUGUGGUGAGGUAUUAAUGGUUACCUGGUGUUCAGCAAACCAGGAACCCAAACUAUGUCUCUUACACACCCUUGUAAAUUUCCUUUCCAACCCUGGUUUCAUAUCUCUGUCAUUUACACAAGAUCCCAUGUGGGGGUUUUCUUCUAAGGUUUCAAUGUUGUUGCUAUAAUUCCAUGUUUAAUUUUUGAUUUUAAAAAUAAAUGAAAGUGAUAGUCUGAA